Thamnophis sirtalis is the source of this 666-nucleotide messenger RNA. NCBI's taxonomy places the organism in Eukaryota, Metazoa, Chordata, Lepidosauria, Squamata, Natricidae. The record is from RefSeq and is a predicted model, not a curated record.
AUGCAGAUUCAUGGUCCACCUGUAUUUGAAAUAUUGCCCAAAUGGGUUUCAAAGGCCUCCUACUAUUUUGACAAAGAACAUUAUUGUUAUGCUGGCCAUCAGAUCAUCAUUCAAGAAUCCAUUGAAUGCUUUGGAGCUGUAGUAUGGCCUGCUGCUCUUGCUUUAUGUCAGUACCUGGAAUCAAAUCAAGAGGAAAUUGACUUCAAAGAAAAGAAAGUCCUUGAAAUUGGAGCUGGAACAGGUCUAGUGUCUAUUGUGGCAAGUAUAUUAGGAGCUUUUGUCACAGCUACUGACUUGCCUGAGGUACUUGUAAACUUGGAGUUCAAUAUUACUAGGAAUACACAGAAUCUAGACAUUCACAAGCCUGAAGUGAGGAAGCUCAUUUGGGGGACGAAUCUCCUUGAAGACUUUCCCAAAGCAACCCACCAUUAUGAUUUCAUUGUGGCUACCGAUGUUGUCUACCAUCACACAGCUCUAGAUUCUCUGCUGGAUACACUUCACUACUUAUGCCAGCCUGGGACAACGUUGCUUUGGGCAAAUAAAUUUAGAUUCAGCACAGAUUAUGAAUUUUUGGACUCAAUGAGCAACAUAUUCAAUAUUACCCAGCUAGCGGAAUUUCCCGAGUCAAGUAUCAAGUUGUUCAAAGGCACCAUCAAAGGGAAUUAA